AUGUCUACUAUCAGAUGGGUAGAUCUUCUGUCAAGCGAGUCAAUCACCAACAACGACGAAAUUAAUGAAAAAUUGAAAAAAAAGAAAUUUCUCUACAACAAAGAAAAUGACUUGAAUAGCAGUUUUUUAAAUUCAUACAAUGCAGAUCUAGACAAUAGUAAUAUAGGAAUAAAUUUAAAAAUAAAAAACAUGUGCAUUGCAGAUAAAAAGGACAAAAUGGUAGACGCUUCUUCUGACGGUGCAAAGGUUAUGAUGAAUAAGGAUAGUACUAGGGAGUCUUAUAAUAACGAAAAGGAAAUUGUACACUGUGGAUUGAAAAAAGAAGAACAUGUUAGCAAGGAUGAACGAGGAUUAUUACAUAAAAGUGAGUGUGUGAAGGGGGAAAAUUGCUACACUGGUAUUAACAUGCAAGGUGAAGCGGAAGGUGUGCAUGGUCAGAAUGGAGUAAGUAAUGUGAAUGGAGUGAGUAAUGUUAAUAUGGUAUAUAAUGUGAAAAAUGUAUAUGAUGAUAAUAAUACUGAGGCAAAAGUAGACAUAGGGGAGGAUGGGGUGAGAAAAGCAGGGAUAGUUACGCAAAAUGGUCAAACUAGUGAGGUUGAUCAUAUUAGCGAUACAGGUCAGAUACGUGCGGCUAAUCUAGCUAGCAAAGGAAGUGAACAUAAAGGGGGGAAAAUAAGGGAAGAGAAGGAGAAGGAGGAAAAGGAGGAGAGGAAAACGGAAAAAAAAAAAAUUGUCCUUUCAAGGUACAAUAAAAAUUCUGGUAAUUUACUCAAAAUUGAAAGUAAUAGUAAUGUAAAUGAUAGUAGAAAUAAAAUAGGGAAAAAAAAAAAAAAAAAAAAAAGUCCGUCAAAUACGACCAAUACUACCAAUAUGGUCAAUAAGGCCAAUGUGACCAAUGCGACCAGUGCGACCAAUGCGAACAAUGCGACCAAUGCGACCAAUGCGAUCAAUAUGCCCAGUUCGUCCCUUUUAGCCAAUUUCCCCAACUCACCCAAUUCAGCCGCUUUUCCUAAAUCCCAUAAGAAGAAUAAAAAAAUUGUGAAUGUGCAGAUGGAUAAAAAGGAAUUAAAAAAUUCUUUUUUUUCCAAAUAUAUUGUAAACAAAAAAGAAGAAAACAAAAUUAAAAAUAAAAUUAUAAAGGAGAGCAAAGAUCAGCAAAUAAUAAACUUACCUUCUAAUUCAAAAACUGAAAAGGAAAAUAAAAAAUUAUCAACAGUUAAUGGAAAAAUGUGUAAUUUGUUAAGUAAGACCUCUUGUGAAAAGACAUGUACAACAGCUAAUGGUAAGAAGAGAAAAGACAGAAAUGUAAAUACCGAAAACAGUAUUUCGAAGUUUAACUGCACAUUAUCUCAUGAUAUAACCCUGGACGAUAAUAACAUCCCAAUGAACCCGUCCAAGAAAGUAAAAAACAAGUUGAAGCAACAAAUGAGUCAAAAUAUACCUAAAGAGGAAGGUACAUACACGAAUGGAAUGAACAGAAUAAACUUUUAUGAUGAUAAUGUAUAUAAUAAAGAAAACAAAAAAAAUUUAACAGAGUUACACAUAAACAAUUAUGCUCAAGUUGUAAAAGAACAAGAGGACAUAAACUCUACUUUAUUAAAUAUGCAAGGUGCCAACAAUUUCUUAUAUUCUCACAAAAAAAAUAUGAACAACAAUAUUAAUUUAGAGAAGUUUAAUAAUUUCAGUAAUAAUUUUAUUAACUAUUUAGGUGAUAUAAGAAACCAUGCCAGUGAACCUUUGCACUGUGUAAAUAGUAACAGAGUCAAUAGUCGCUUAAAAGAAAUAGCUGUAGGUAAAUCGACAAAGGAAUAUAAGAACUAUGUGAAGCGUGUGAAAUAUGAAGAAAGAAUGGCUGAUGAUCCAUGUACUCCUAACGCAUAUGAAAACAUAACGAAUGCGAAAUUUCAAGCAAAGUAUAACCUAUGGAGGAAGAAGUUGCAUAAGUUUGACACCAUCAACUGA
Messenger RNA from Plasmodium malariae, 1962 nucleotides. Its product is annotated as conserved Plasmodium protein, unknown function. The coding region runs from base 1 to 1962 and encodes 653 amino acids. Gene Ontology annotation, molecular function: histone pre-mRNA stem-loop binding; mRNA binding. Gene Ontology annotation, cellular component: histone pre-mRNA 3'end processing complex; cytoplasm. Gene Ontology annotation, biological process: mRNA 3'-end processing by stem-loop binding and cleavage; mRNA transport. NCBI's taxonomy places the organism in Eukaryota, Apicomplexa, Aconoidasida, Haemosporida, Plasmodiidae. The record is from RefSeq and is a predicted model, not a curated record. The transcript has 2 exons.